Messenger RNA from Formica exsecta, 2841 nucleotides. RefSeq names its product aminopeptidase N-like. Bases 47 to 2419 code for a protein of 790 amino acids. Gene Ontology annotation, biological process: proteolysis; peptide catabolic process. Gene Ontology annotation, cellular component: cytoplasm. The transcript has 13 exons. The record is from RefSeq and is a predicted model, not a curated record. Gene Ontology annotation, molecular function: zinc ion binding; metalloaminopeptidase activity; peptide binding. NCBI's taxonomy places the organism in Eukaryota, Metazoa, Arthropoda, Insecta, Hymenoptera, Formicidae.
CAUUUUUUUUAUAAAUUUGAUAUUUCCGGGACGUUACAUUUUGAAAAUGAAAUAUUAUGGUAUUAUAAGUGAUGAUGAUGCAAAGUCAACAACUAUUUAUAAACGAAAAGAUGAAUGGUGGUUAAUACCAACGCAUUUCGAUGUACUUGGGGCUCGACAAGUCUUUCCAUCCUUGGGCGAAUUUUUUCCAGCCACCUUUAACAUUAGUAUAAGGCAUCAUCGCAACUACGCGGCUUUAUCAAAUAUGGCGGUACAAAAAGUGGAAAUUAAUAAUGCAGACAUGGCGCUCACACACUUCGAAACCACACCUGUAUUGCCCACUUAUCUCAUAGCAGGGAUGGUGACUAAUUUCUAUCGCAACUCUACUAAAAAUAUGAAUACAAAUGUGUGGUAUAGAAAUUGUUCCGCAAUGCACAUGGUAUUUGCACAGAGAGCUAUCGAACGUAUCACAUUGUCCUUGGAAAGCGAAUGGAAACUAAGGGUAAUUUCAAAAUUAGAUCAUGUUGCGAUUCCAAAGUUCCAAGACAAAGGUAUGGUAAAUUUGGGAUUAGUUCUUUACAGAGAGGAAGAUAUUAUCUAUGAUGAAAAGUUAGAUUCUGCUGCGCGUAAAGUCGAUGUAGCCCGCAUAAUAGGAUUUAAAGUGUUACAGGAAUGGUUUUACAAUAUUUAUGAGUUAGUUCGGACAUCAUACAAAUCAUUUUGGUUUAACGAUUGUUUUAUUAGAUUCUUUGGAACAUAUACCGUCCAUAAGGUUUUCCCAGAAUUACGGAUAAUGGAUUUGUUUGUGAUACAAUUUCAUCACGAAUCUCUUGAUUUCGACACUAAUUAUGAUACUUUUCCGUUCAACGAUUCUUUUGAGUUUCCCGGUUGCAUUAAAGUAUCUAUUAUGUUGCGGAUGUUGAAAAACAUACUUACCGAAAAGAUAUUUUGGAGCGCUAUCCGCACAUAUAUAAAUAACGAUCCAGAUUACAAAAAUUUGGUGAGAUCUUUAAAUGAAAGUAUGGAUGGCACAAUUCUAAGUCUUAGUACAAUGGAAAAAUACAAAUCAGAAUUAUUAAACAUGAUUCAUAUAAAUGAUUCAUGGACAAAGCAAAACGAUUAUCCUACUCUAAAUGUCAAACGAGAUUAUAAUCAUCCUUACGGCAAGAUGGAACUGUUAAUAGAAAAUUAUAAUGCAUCAUAUCAUUAUUGCAUAUUUCUGACCUAUACUAUACAAACAGAUCUCAAUUUUGACGACAUUUCAUUGCCUUAUUUGCUAAACGAAACGAGGCCUUUCUUUUAUUUAGAUACCAAAGAAGAUGGUUGGGUGAUAUUCAAUCUACAACAAAUUGGAUAUUAUCGAGUCAAUUACGAUAUCGAGAACUGGAAAAGAAUUGCAAAUUAUCUAGCCUCUGAAAAUUACAUGAAAAUACACGUUCUCAAUCGUGCUCAAAUUAUCAAUGAUGCUUUUCACUUUAUGAUAACAAAACAACUCGAUUCCUCUAUAUUCUGGAAAAUUACAGAAUAUCUGGUACGAGAAACAGAUUACGUGGCAUGGUAUCCUAUGUUCAAAGCUAUGGAAUACAUGUCGAGUGUCUUUCCACUUCCAGGAGAAAAAGCUAAUAAGAUUAAGAUAAGAAUGCGGAGCAUCUUACGUGGCGUGCUUCAAGAACUUAAAUACGAAGAAAUUGCUAAUGAAGAUGAUUUUAGAAAACGUUUAAGACAAGAGGCUGCAAAAUGGGCGUGUUCUCUUGAUGACUAUAAAUGCAAAGAAACAGCCAGUCGUAAAUUGGAACGACAUCUUACAAAUCCCAAAAAGCACAAAAUUUUGCCGUGGUGGAAGGAAUGGACAUAUUGUAAAGGUUUGAUGUUAUUUUCAAAACCUAUUGAAUAUGAAAACCUCACUUGGUCGACAAUAUAUCGGAUGGGAAUGGACAAAUCUAAACCUGAAUUUUUAAAAUUUCUAGCUUGCCCUAAUGAUCCAGGUUUUAUUAUAAAUUAUUUAAAUUUAAUAGAUUAUCAAAUGAGGCUAGAUUUUGGUUUGGACAAUGAAAAUUACAGUAUCUGUUUUCUUUUUGCUAUUGCAAGACACGCAAAUAAAGAUGAAGUACUUAAGCACAUAUUAACUAAUUUUGAAGAAACAAAACCUGAAAAAAUUAGUACUGCUAUAACAUUAACAGUUCUUAUAAAUCAUUUGUAUUCUAAGGAACAAUUUAAAGAGGUAGACAAGUUUUUGAUUAAACAAUUGAAGAAAGUAGAAAGUUAUGCAUUAAAGAGAUUUGAAAAAAGUUCGGGAUCUAUAUAUGAGGAUUUCGAGAUUGAUUCGAUAAUGGCAAGAGAAUGGGAAAAAGUGGAACAACAAAAUAGAAUAAUUCAAAGCAAGCUAGACAUACGCUCUCACCAAAUUGAAUCUCAAAUAAAGUAUCUUGACACAAUUUAGUACCAUAAGACUUAUUUAAUAAAAAACAAUAAUAAUGAUAUAUAUAUCUAUAUCUGUGUAUAUAUCAAUCUAUCUGUUCGGUAAAUAUUUUUUUAUACGUAUCAUAUUUUAUAUUUUAAUUAUGUAUAUUUAAAUGCAUUAAUGAUACUCGAUGCGUUUGCAUUAAUAAAACUAUUUUAUAUGCAUGCGGUUUAGAGAUCUUUUUUAUCGUUCUGUUAAGCUGAAAUAUUUAUCAUACAAUUAAUUAUAUAAAUGAAAAAGUACAAUUUUUUACUAUGUAAAUUAAUAUAUUUUUUAAAUGUUAUAAAAACAAAUUUGUCUGCUGAAUAUAAACAUGCUGGAUCAUUAAUAUAUCGAAAUGUACCAUCUGUUUUAAAUUAUAUUUUGGUUUUUGUCUAUAAUUUCUGUUAUAUCUGUAAUAU